Molecule: messenger RNA, 2935 nt
Organism: Eruca vesicaria subsp. sativa (arugula)
Lineage: Eukaryota; Viridiplantae; Streptophyta; Magnoliopsida; Brassicales; Brassicaceae
Source: the annotation of a GenBank genome assembly
GGAUUCAAUUUAAUUUGUUUUCUGGUUAUCCAAAACAAAGCAUCUUUUCUCACUUUCUCGGAAAAUCCACCCACAAUCGACGAAGCAAAAGCAAAGUCUUCUCAACCACAAAAGAAAACACAUUCAAUGCAACUGAUAGAAUAGCAGAAAAUUCACAGAAAAAAAAAAAGACAAUUUAAAUCCAAUUAGAAUCUCGAUUUCUGAGCAACCGGAUUCAUCAUUUACUCCGCCGGCGUUUUAAUUUUCUCGGAUUCUCCGCUAGAAACUUCCUAAUCUGCUGGAAAAUUACAAACCUUUCUAAUUUCUACAUCUUGUAUAUGGUCAGGACAGUGAAACGAAAAGGUUUUGUCUUAAGAGUUUUGAUGAAAUGAGUUUGGUCGGAAGAUUUGGGAGUUUGAUUUCACAAGGCGUGUACUCCGUCGCCACACCCUUUCAUCCCUUUGGUGGUGCGAUCGAUGUGAUCGUUGUUCAACAAGAGGACGGCUCCUUCAGGAGCACUCCCUGGUACGUUAGGUUCGGUAAGUUCCAAGGAGUUCUCAAAGGAGCAGAGAAAUUUGUGAAGAUCUCUGUGAAUGGCACUGAAGCUGAUUUCCACAUGUAUCUUGAUAACUCUGGUGAAGCGUAUUUCAUCAGAGAGGUUGAUCCUACAGCAGCUAAUAAUGACACAGAGAAUAAUAAUAAUAACAAUGAGAACAAUGGUUUAAGGCUUGAGCAUAGUUUAUCUGACGCUGGUGCUGAGGGAUUACGAGAAGGUUUCAACUCUUUGAGUCGGCUUGAUAGGACGGAGUCUGAUUGUAAUAGAAGGUAUUAUGAUUUUCAGGAUGAUGAUCCGCCUUCUCCUACCUCUGAGUAUGGGAGUGCUAGGUUUGAUAAUCUUAAUGUGGAGAGUUUUGGGGAGUCUCAGGGAUUGGAUUCUGAAGUGGUUUUGGUGAGUGUUGAUGGACGUAUACUAACAGCUCCUGUCUCGGCGGCUGAGCAGGAGGCUGAGAAUUUGAGGUUGAAUACUCCUCAGUUUCAUUUGGCUCCUGGUGAUGGGACUGAGUUUUGUGAAGGGAAUACUGAGUUUGCUUCGUCGGAGACUUCUUGGGAUGCUGAGUUUAUCAGCAAAGCAGAGUCAUCUGAGAAAGUAGAAAGUGUGAGCGUUGAGCGUAAUGAGUUAGAUUCCCAUUCUCGUGAUGUUGCCGUAAAAGAUACUCAUGAUGCUGAAAGCGAUAUUGUUGGAAGCUGUUUGGAGCAGCCUGAGCUGUCACAACCUGAUGAGAAUGUGAAGUCCGAGGAGCUUCUACUUACUACCAUCACAGAAGAUGUUAGAGGUGAAGAUGAAGUGGGUAUUGAAACAGUAAACACUCCUGUUGAUGGUUCUGAAUCUUCUACAAUCCAACUAACAACAGAAGAAGUGACAAUAGCUGAGGAAUCCAGGAUAUCUAUUGAUGCUAAUACGGAGUCAGAAUGUAACGAUGAACAGACAAGAACUUCUGCAGAAACUGACGUCUUGAUUGACAACCAGGAAAGUGGGGUUAUAAUAGAGUCAGAAGCUUCUGAGAGAGUCUCUAUAGAUUCAACGAGGGAGGAAGAUGAGCAACUAACUCCAUCUAAACCAACUGAGGAGGAUAGCGAGAACAGGAACACUGUAGAUUCAGUGGCUACGACUUCUAGUGUGGACAUAGAGAAACUCGACACAGAACUGAAGUAUGAGCUAUCACUUUGCAAGGAUGAGCUUCGUCAAGGCAUGGGACUUAUCGCAGCUUCUGAAGUCUUCAAUACACACCGGAUCUCUAUGGAAGAAUAUAAAAUUUCUGCAACAUCAAUUCUCGAAAGUGAAAAUCUAGUUGUUAGGAUUAGAGAAACGUACAUGCCAUGGAAGAAAGCUGCUCGAAUAGUGCUUGGAAAAGCUGUGUUCGAUCUAGACUUAGAUAUUCAGCCAGAUGAUGUGAUAUCCGUGGAGGAAAAUGAAUCUACGAAGUCCAAGGAUGAUGAAGCUGCAGUAACUCCUUCUUCAUCUGGAAGAAGAUGGAGACUCUGGCCUAUUCCUUUUAGAAGGGUUAAAACAAUAGAGCAUACGAGUAGUAACUCCUCGAGUGAAGAAGAUCUGUUUGUUGAUUCUGAACCUGGCUUACAGAACUCACCGGAGGUACUAUCAGCCGCAGAGAGCCGUCAUGAGUCUCCGCGUAGACAACUUGUGAGAACCAAUGUCCCUACCAAUGAACAGAUCGCGUCUCUGAAUUUAAAAGAUGGUCAGAAUAUGAUAACGUUUAGUUUCUCCACGAGAGUUCUUGGAACACAACAGGUCGAUGCACAUAUUUACCGAUGGAGAUGGGACACCAAGAUAGUAAUUUCAGAUGUUGAUGGAACUAUAACUAAGUCUGAUGUGCUAGGUCAGUUCAUGCCUUUGGUUGGAAAGGACUGGACACAGUCUGGUGUGGCUAAGCUUUUUUCAGCCAUUAAGGAGAAUGGAUACCAGCUGCUGUUUCUGAGCGCUCGUGCCAUUGUUCAGGCAUAUCUAACAAGAAAUUUCUUAAAUAAUCUAAAGCAGGACGGAAAAGCUCUGCCGACCGGUCCUGUAGUCAUUUCACCUGAUGGGCUUUUUCCAGCGUUGUACCGUGAAGUGAUAAGAAGAGCACCACACGAAUUCAAAAUCGCAUGUUUGGAGGAUAUCAGGAAACUCUUCCCAAAGGAUUACAACCCGUUCUACGCUGGAUUUGGGAAUAGAGACACUGAUGAGCUGAGUUACAGGAAACUGGGAAUCCCCAAGGGAAAGAUAUUCAUAAUCAACCCAAAGGGAGAGGUAGCAACAGGACAUCGAAUAGAUAUUAAGAAGUCUUACACAUCACUUCAUACUCUUGUCAACGACAUGUUUCCUCCAACUUCGCUUGUUGAGCAGGAAGAUUAUAACCCAUGGAACUUCUGGAAACUACCAGUAGAAGAAGUUGACUGA